AUAAUGGAAGUAAAGAAAGACAUAUCAAUCUGGCAGAACCAGCAACUAUCUAUUAAAAUUUCUGGAUAAGACCAACUACUUGCAUAUAUAAUAAUACAGCGGAUCUCUUCUUAGCAUAACAAGCAAGGGUGACUAAUUUUCUCCUUCUGUUUUUUGAGCCCGUCACAAGGCCAUGGCUUCUGGAGCAAGCAAAUCUGCUGCCUUCAUGCUCUUAAUCCUCAAUAUGGGGCUGUAUUUUCUCAUGAUAGUAAUCGGUUCAUGGGCUAUAAAUCAUGGGAUUGUAAGAUCUCGUGAAACAGCGGCUAUUUUGACAAUCCCAGCACGCAUCUUUCCGAUAUACUUCCCGAUGGGAAAUUUGGCAACAGGUUUCUUCAUCAUUCUCUCCCUUCUUGCCGGCGUUGUGGGCUUCACCUCCUCUAUUACUGGACUUCAUAACGUUUUUCUCUGGAAUGCUCCAAACUUACACGCAGCAUAUGCGUCUUCUCUAGCAUCAUUGUCACUCACCCUUCUAUCCAUGGGAUUCGCAUGCAAAGAGAUCGACAUAGGCUGGACAGAUUCAGUCUUGCGUACUCUAGAAGUGGUGACAAUAAUUGUGAGUGGAACCCAAUUAUUGUGCACUGGUGCUAUCCAUGUUGGAGUAGAAGAUAUGGUCGCACGACAGAAGAACCUGGGAGGAAGAGUUUGAUUGAGCCUUCGAUUUGAAGCCUGGCAACUUGUUCUGUAUAAAAACACAUAUCUGUGGUAAUAAAUUAAACUGGAUUUGACCAUUGAGUGAGCAAAUCAUGUAUUUCUUUUGUUGAGAAUCUGUAUGUAAGUACAUUUAUUUUCUUAAUUGGAUUAUGAAAUGAAAUUUAUAUA
Populus trichocarpa (black cottonwood) is the source of this 858-nucleotide messenger RNA. Its product is annotated as membrane protein PM19L. The record is from RefSeq and is a predicted model, not a curated record. The transcript is spliced from 4 exons. NCBI's taxonomy places the organism in Eukaryota, Viridiplantae, Streptophyta, Magnoliopsida, Malpighiales, Salicaceae. The coding region runs from base 173 to 685 and encodes 170 amino acids.